AUGGCCUCUCUCGGGGUGAGCUGGGUCGGCCUCCUCCGGGGCGCGACCGACAUGGAGAUCUGCUGCCCACAGAUCAGUGCUUUUGUCAACUAUUGCUCGCCCUCUGAGGACGAGUACCAGUACACGGUCGAGCUGGUCCUCGCCAAGAGGGAGGCUCGCGUGGCGCGCAAGGGCAUCGUUGUGCAAUAUGCAGUCAAGUGGGACGAGUGGGACCAAACUCCGGACAUGACGUGGGAGCCGCCCGAGAACCUGUCCAACGCGAAGGAGGAGGUGGUCAAGUUUGAGCGGCGGGUGGCGGCGAUGCCUUCUCGCGACGCCUUCUCCGGGCCAACAGCUUCGCCUGCGUGCUGCUAUGCGACAUGCUGCAAGGUGGCGGACCGCGCCGAUGUCGAGACCAGCCAGUGCUUCGUGUGCGCAAAGAUGGUGCACCCGGCCUGCGCGACGCAGCACCUCUUCCUCGAGCCCUUCAUCCAGAAGCUCGACUCCGCCAACAUCUGCUUUGAUUGCGCGCUUCUGGUUGCCAUGGUGGAGAAGCGGACGCCGUUUGGCAUCGCUGGUGCGCGACUGAUGUUCGAGCCGUACUACCUCCAGCUGCGCGGCGUUGCCGCGCUCACCGAGCCCUCGCCGUUCGCCCUCGGCGCCUUCAUCGCCACCGGCUCGCUCAAGCUUUUAGAGGCCGCGACUACCACCGCGCGGUCGGCCACAGCCGGCGCCAAAUGCGCCAAGUGCAAGUCGGCUGCAGGCGAACUUCGCGCUUGCUCGUUUUGCAAGGCCGGCAUCUACCACGACACGCCUGCGUGCCUUGGGGAGCAGCGAGGGCCGGAGCCGUCCUUCAAGCGCACAAGAGCUUCCCCUGACAGCGCGUUGCGGGAGCAUUAG
Molecule: messenger RNA, 879 nt
Organism: Emiliania huxleyi CCMP1516
Lineage: Eukaryota; Haptophyta; Isochrysidales; Noelaerhabdaceae
Exons: 4
Coding region: 1-879 (292 amino acids)
Source: RefSeq, a predicted model, not a curated record